AUGCUGAAGGCUACUGCGUCUUCUCAGCGCUAUGCUUGGGCGCUACUGCUGGCGCUGAUCGCUUCUGGAUGGGCUGUGCACGUGUGCUCGCUGGACGUGGAGUGGCGCAAUUACUGGGAGUCGGCCUGGUACCACUCGGGACUUGGCUACCAAUGCACGUACGUGAACAAACCGUCUCAGGCAGUGCGUGCGCAUCUGCAGGAGAAUCUGAAGGGCCAAGAGCGAGCGGUGGAGGCAGUUGUGGGCGCGAUCGAAGCGUGGGAGUUCUCGACGUCGACGAAGGACCGUGCGCCGUUGGUACUGGCGAUUACAGGACCGACUGGAACAGGCAAGACAGAGAUGUCCAAUCUGAUUGCCGAGGCGCUGUUUCAACGCAAGAAAAAGAUGCCACAUAGCGAGAAACGCGUGCCAACUGGACUGCUGAUUUAUCGUGGAGAGGAUUUCAGCGACAACUUCACGAACCCCAUCACGGAGUAUCACACCCAAAUCAAGACAAGACUAGCUGAGCACUUGCAUCAUUGCUCGGGCAAAGCUGUCGUGGUGAUUGACGAAGUGCAGAAAGUGAUUCCGCACACUCUCGAUGUCCUUAUGGAAGCUGUCAGUGAGAGCUCUCAGUUUUCUUACUACAAGCACGGCGUGACCAAGAAUGUCGACACCGCCAAUGUCAUUUUCAUACUCGUGUCGGACAUUGGCGUGGGCGAGAUGGAGCAGGUGAUGAUUCAGUAUGAGACCCGAAACGAGAUACCCACCGCACAACUUGAAAGGGUCGUGAAGGCAGCUCUGGAUGAUCAGUGGAAGCGACUGGAAUUUGGCAAAAUGAUCGAUCGGGUCGUUCCGUUUCUGCCUUUCGAGCACCAGCACAUCGUCGAGAUCAUUGCUCUGAAGCUGAAACAGCUGGACAAUAACUACCGUGGGAAGUACUGGCAUCGCCUGUGGAUCGACGGAUCGAUUGCCGACUACAUGUCGCGUUUGGACUCGGUGCACUACAAAGUGCGUUCAGCAGUCGUGGACGGCAAGGUCAAGUCGAGCAAAGUGUUUGCCAAGUACGGAGCUCGCGACGUCGAAACAGGUCCGAUUCAGCUGCUCAAGUCCAAGUUGCUGCGCUAUUUGCGGCCUUUUGACCCCGACGCUGAGAUCCGGAUCGCACAAGACCCCCAGACGAAGGACAUUUCCAUCGUGUCCUGUUCACUCAAAGACGUGACGAUAGCAUCGUCGAGGAAAAGCGAAGACCAACGCAGCAGUCCAUCGAUGCUCGACAAGCACGGCCGUGACAGUCGAGACGACUUGAUCCGCGUCGGCUGCGUCACUAAAUGGUCUGGUCCAUUCGAAUAG
Hyaloperonospora brassicae is the source of this 1332-nucleotide messenger RNA. NCBI's taxonomy places the organism in Eukaryota, Oomycota, Peronosporomycetes, Peronosporales, Peronosporaceae. The record is from the annotation of a GenBank genome assembly.